Molecule: messenger RNA, 654 nt
Organism: Mugil cephalus (flathead mullet)
Lineage: Eukaryota; Metazoa; Chordata; Actinopteri; Mugiliformes; Mugilidae
Gene: s100a1
Product: S100 calcium binding protein A1
Exons: 3
Coding region: 136-459 (107 amino acids)
Molecular function (GO): calcium ion binding
Source: RefSeq, a predicted model, not a curated record
GCAGCAGGGAGGGAGGAGUCUAUCUGAUCCAGAUUUAUUUGCACACAGGUGAGAGGAGCCCAUAACUAACGAGCUGAGAGCUGAACUGAAGUCACUUCCAACAGCAACUGUCAGAGCAGUGUCCAGGACUUCAAAAUGAGUGCCAAUCUGCAAGGAGCUAUGGAGGACCUCAUCAAAGUCUUCUACCGUUACUCUGGAAAAGAAGGGGACAAGUACAAGCUUAACAAACAGGAGCUGAAGAAUUUGUUAAAGGAUGAACUCUCAGAUUUCCUGUCGGGUCCCAAUGAGUCUACUGUGGUCGAGAAAAUUAUGAAUGACUUGGAUGAAAACAAGGACGGUCAGGUGGACUUCCAAGAGUUUGUUGUCCUGGUGGCUGCACUGACUGUUGCCUGCAAUGAAUUCUUUGUGGACUUUGAAAAGAAUAAUGACAGGGGGGACUCUGGAAGUAAUAAAGAAUGAAAGUCUGUCAUUUGACGUUCAAUUACAACUCCAUAAUCUAAAUAGUAAAAGAGGAUUUGGGCUAUGUACGCAAACAUUUAAAUCCCUCAUUAAUAACUACAGUUUGUAAUGUUGGAAAAAAAAAAAAGAUAUAUCAUGUUUAUUCUUUUGUCCUCAGAUGUCCUCCACCUUAAUAAAGAUGUAAUGUCCCCACAA